UGAGCCAAGAGGUGAUCGUGUCGUAGCUCAGAAUUUCGUUUAGUCCCAACAUCUUGGAGGACUAGAAGGGCUGACACACCACAUCAGGAUGACCAUUUCUUCGCCCUCCGACAUUGAGACCACAUCCCAAAACCCUAUCUGGAAGAAGGGGCAUCGUAAACCACGGCAUACCCACUUGCCAUUCCAAGUUUUAUUACAGCUAGUAUGCCUCUACACAUUGCAUCUACACCGACAACGUCGAAAUUGUCAUGGCUCGAAGUCAACAAAGUUAGCGGUAGAAAGGAAGCAAGAAUUCAGUAAGUGAACUAUUCCAAAAGCUUCCACACUUGACUUAGAAUCACUUUAUCGAAAAUUUUCGCAUACAUCAGUAGUUUUUGCACUCACAUUUUGAUUAGAAUUUGCUCAGUGUGAACCAUUGAUGAAGACCUAUACUUCUCACCUUCACUGAACAAGAU
Molecule: messenger RNA, 455 nt
Organism: Cylicocyclus nassatus
Lineage: Eukaryota; Metazoa; Nematoda; Chromadorea; Rhabditida; Strongylidae
Source: the annotation of a GenBank genome assembly